UCCUAAACUCAAACCCAAAAACCUCAUUCAUAAAACCUAGUCCAUUAUAAUGGUUUUUAGGAACAAAAACCCCUCCUUAUUCAAACCCUUUUGGGUUCUCUCCGUUUUGGCUCUUCUUUGCCUAUCAAACACUGGAGAAGCUAGACAGCCAUUUGCUUGUGACCCCAAAAACGGGCUCACAAGGACCUUGAAAUUCUGUAGAGUCACGCUUCCGAUACAUGUGAGAGUGAGAGACUUGAUUGGACGGUUGACAUUGCAGGAGAAGAUUAGGCUGUUGGUUAACAAUGCCAUAGCUGUGCCACGGCUUGGCAUUCAGGGCUACGAGUGGUGGUCUGAGGCUCUUCAUGGUGUGUCCAAUGUGGGUCCUGGAACUAAGUUUGGUGGGGCCUUCCCUGGGGCCACUAGCUUCCCUCAAGUCAUCACCACCGCCGCUUCUUUCAAUGAAUCGUUGUGGGAGCAAAUCGGACGAGUGGUUUCUGAUGAAGCAAGAGCAAUGUACAAUGGAGGCAAUGCUGGUUUGACAUAUUGGAGUCCAAAUGUGAACAUAUUCCGUGACCCUCGAUGGGGACGAGGCCAAGAGACUCCCGGUGAAGACCCUGUCUUGGCCGGCAAGUAUGCGGCUAGCUAUGUCAGGGGACUCCAAGGUAAUGGUCCUGGAAAUAGGCUCAAGGUUGCUGCAUGUUGCAAGCAUUACACAGCCUAUGAUCUUGACAAUUGGAAUGGCAUUGACCGCUACCAUUUCAAUGCCAGGGUUAGCAAGCAAGACUUGGAAGAUACCUAUGAUGUACCAUUCAAAGCCUGUGUGGUUGAAGGGAAAGUUGCCAGUGUAAUGUGCUCAUACAAUCAGGUCAAUGGAAAACCCACCUGUGCUGAUCCUGACCUCCUCAAGAACACAAUCCGAGGUGAAUGGCGUCUCAAUGGGUACAUUGUCUCUGACUGUGAUUCUGUGGGUGUCCUAUAUGACAAUCAACAUUAUACUGAGACACCGGAGGAAGCAGCAGCAGACACUAUCAAAGCAGGUUUGGAUUUGGAUUGCGGACCAUUCUUGGCCAUCCAUACAGAGGGGGCUGUAAAGCGAGGUCUUCUAAGUGAGAUUGAUGUGAACAAUGCCUUGGCAAACACAAUUACCGUGCAGAUGAGAUUGGGCAUGUAUGAUGGUGAGCCAUCAGCCCAGCCCUAUGGAAAUUUGGGACCAAGAGAUGUCUGCACUCCAGCCCAUCAGCAACUAGCCCUCGAAGCCGCCCGACAAGGAAUUGUUCUGCUACAAAACCGUGGCGGAACUCUACCGCUCUCCACCAGUCGACAUAGAACUGUAGCUGUCAUUGGUCCCAAUUCCGAUGUCACAGUUACCAUGAUCGGGAACUAUGCCGGUGUUGCAUGUGGUUACACAACACCCCUACAAGGCAUUGCGAGGUAUAGUCGGACAAUCCACCAAGUAGCUUGUAGAGACGUUGCAUGCAGCAAUAACCAACUAUUUGGGGCCGCUGAAAUUGCAGCCCGCAGGGCAGAUGCAACUGUAUUAGUAAUGGGGUUGGACCAGUCUAUUGAAGCUGAGUUUAGGGAUAGAACUGGGCUCUUUUUACCAGGCCUUCAACAAGAGCUUGUGUCUAGGGUGGCAAGGGCCUCAAGAGGCCCAGUCAUAUUAGUUUUGAUGUCUGGUGGUCCAAUUGAUGUCUCAUUUGCCAAAAAUGAUCCUCGUAUUGGUGCAAUUCUUUGGGUUGGAUAUCCUGGCCAAGCUGGUGGGACUGCCAUAGCAGAUGUUCUAUUUGGCACCACCAAUCCGGGAGGAAAGCUUCCAAUAACAUGGUACCCCGAAAGUUACCUAGCCAAGGUGCCAAUGGUCAACAUGAACAUGAGAGCAAACCCAGCAAGAGGCUACCCAGGAAGAACCUAUCGUUUCUACAAAGGCCCAGUUGUUUUCCCUUUCGGCCAUGGAUUGAGCUUCACAAGAUUUCACCAUAAACUAGCCAAAGCUCCUUCCCAACUUUCAAUUCCACUUCUUUCUUCUUCCUCAAUCAACUCCACCAUUUUUGCAACCACCAAAGCUUUGAAAGUCACUCACACCGACUGCAACUCACUCACACUUGGACUCCAUAUUGAUGUUGAAAACACAGGAACCAUGGAUGGGACCCACACCCUCCUUGUCUUCUCCAGCUCCCCUGCCGGGAAAUAUUGGUCCGACGGAAAACAGUUGGUGGGUUUUAAGAAAGUCCAUGUUCCGGCAGGGUCCCAGCAAAGGGUGGUGGUGGGCCUCCAUGUCUGCAAACAUCUUGGUGUUGUGGACCAGUUUGGGGUUCGAAGAGUCCCAAUGGGUGAACACCAAAUUCUUAUUGGAGAAGAUCUUAAGCAUUCUAUCUCCUUACAAGCUGAUUUAGGAGACAUUAUUAAGUCUUAAUUACGUAGCAUUUGUCAAAAAUAAUCAAUUAAAAUUAAUUCUUCCUUUCCUAGAAAAAUAAAUUAAUCCAAAUGUUAUACAUGUAAAGGAAAGGUAGGAGAUAAUUGAUUUGUAAUUGUAAGUAAGUCCAUUAUUUUAUAGGGGAAAUAAAUAAUAAGUCAAGAUAUUAAUAUA
Molecule: messenger RNA, 2569 nt
Organism: Ziziphus jujuba (common jujube)
Lineage: Eukaryota; Viridiplantae; Streptophyta; Magnoliopsida; Rosales; Rhamnaceae
Product: beta-D-xylosidase 1
Exons: 7
Coding region: 50-2395 (781 amino acids)
Biological process (GO): arabinan catabolic process; xylan catabolic process
Cellular component (GO): plant-type cell wall
Molecular function (GO): alpha-L-arabinofuranosidase activity; xylan 1,4-beta-xylosidase activity
Source: RefSeq, a predicted model, not a curated record